Molecule: messenger RNA, 1348 nt
Organism: Odocoileus virginianus texanus
Lineage: Eukaryota; Metazoa; Chordata; Mammalia; Artiodactyla; Cervidae
Product: olfactory receptor 4F3/4F16/4F29-like
Biological process (GO): G protein-coupled receptor signaling pathway
Cellular component (GO): plasma membrane
Molecular function (GO): olfactory receptor activity; G protein-coupled receptor activity
Source: RefSeq, a predicted model, not a curated record
CAUUGGAACCCUGAGUAAUAUGGCCAGUAAUCCAGAUUUCUUAUUUUUCCAGGCAAAUUUGGAGCCCAAAGUGACUGAGACCAUGGGGGGAGGAAAUCAUUCGGUGGUGUCUGAGAUUGUGUUGGUGGGACUCACCAGUUCUUUGGAGAUGCAGCUUGUCCUCUUUCUAAUUUUCUCUGUGUUCUAUGUAACAAGUAUUUUAGGAAACCUCCUCAUUGUUCUCACAGUGACCUCUGACUCCCAUUUACACUCCCCUAUGUACUUCCUGCUAGCCAACCUCUCCUUUAUUGACAUGUGGGUUUCCUCCAUUACAGCUCCCAAGAUGAUCUCUGAUCUUUUCAAAGAGAGAAAAGUAAUAUCUUUCCAAGGAUGCAUUGCUCAGAUGUUCUUCGUUCAUGUUAUUGGAGGAACCGAGAUGGUUCUGCUCAUUGCCAUGGCAUUUGACCGUUAUGUCGCUAUAUGUAGGCCUCUCCACUACCUGAUCAUCAUGAACUUCAAAACUUGUAUUUCACUCCUGGUUGCUGCCUGGACCACUGGGGUCAUCCACUCACUCAUCCAAAUUCUAUUUGUUGUAAAUCUACCAUUCUGUGGCCCCAAUAAAAUGGACAGUUUUUACUGUGAUCUCCCUCGAUUUAUUAGGCUUGCCUGCACAGAUACUUACAGACUGGAGCUUGUAGUUACUGCCAAUAGUGGUUUCAUCUCCCUGGGAACAUUUUUCAUUCUGAUUACCUCCUAUAUCUUCAUCUUGGUCACUGUUUGGCAACGUUCUUCAGGUGACUUGUCCAAGGCCCUCCCUACGCUAUCAGCUCACAUCGCAGUGGUGGUCUUAUUUUUUGGCCCAUGUAUUUUUGUGUAUUCAUGGCCAUUUCCCACAGUACCAGUGGAUAAAUUCCUUGCUAUUUUUGAUGUAGUUAUUACUCCAUUUCUGAAUCCUGCCAUCUACAGUUUGAGGAACAAAGAGAUGAAAGUGGCAAUGAGGAGGAUAUUCAGUCAGAUGUUGAGUUUCAGGAAGCUGCUUUAAGUGAUUUUGAUAUCAAGAAAGAUGAACAACCUUACUAUUCCCUGCCAUGCCACAGACGUGAAUCAACAAAACAUAGUACCAUGGAUGCUUUACUUAAUAGUUAAUUACUAAUGUCCAGAAUUUUCUUAAUGUGAUUUCUGCCCAUAACCAAGAAAGAUGUGGUAUUCUUCUUUCUUGUGCAAUGUGACAGAAUGAAAGAAUUAAUGCAGGACUAUUUCCACAUUAUCUUGUGUCUCCUUGAUAAAAAUGAAUAUGGACUGGUCCCUUUUAUUUCUUUUCCCCUCUGGAUUCUGAGGAAGAUCCUCAAUUGUCAGAUUGAGUUUUAGG